AUGAGCACGAUCCCUUCGAAUGCCGCCAUCGAUGGCGCUUUCGACAUUAUCUCGAGCACGAAUUCGAAUGAAAAAAAUGAUAUUAAAAAGUAUCCCGAAGAAGCCAUUGUUAUUGCUGAUGAACAGUCUUUGUACAGCCAAGAUUCCCCCGAGAAACCUAUUUCCGAAGGAAUUGUUGUUGAUGGCGAAACGUAUUUUUCUCCUACCGACGAGGAAUUCAAGACCCUUAAACGUGUUCCUAGUGGCGUUCCCUUUGCUGCUUGGGUAAUUUGUGUCGUCGAACUUUGUGAACGGUUUGCUUACUAUGGUUUAAGUGUUCCUUUCCAAAAUUACAUGCAAUUUGGCCCUCACGAUUCAACGAAAGGUGCUUUGAGCCUUGGUGAAUCCGGUGCUACUGGCCUUUCUAACUUUUUUCAAUUUUGGUGUUAUGUGACACCUGUCUUCUCUGCCUUCGUCGCCGAUCAAUUCUUGGGCCGUUAUAAUACAAUCUGGAUUAGCGCUGCUAUUUACUUUGUUGGUAUUCUCAUUCUUACCUGUACCGCCAUUCCAUCAGUCGUGGAUGCUGGAAAAAGUAUGGGUGGUUUUGUUGUUUCCCUUAUUAUCAUUGGUAUUGGUACCGGUGGAAUUAAGUCAAAUGUCUCUCCUUUGAUGGCAGAACAACUCCCAAAGGUUCCUCCUUACGUUAAAACUUUGAAGAACGGAAACCGUGUUAUUGUUGAUCCCGCCAUUAGUACUUCUCGUGUGUAUAUGUUGUUCUAUUGGGCUAUUAAUCUUGGAUCCCUUUCUGUUCUUGCUACUACUAAUUUGGAGCGCAAAACUGGUUUUGUUUACUGCUACUUGCUUCCCCUCUGUGUUUUUAUUAUUCCCUUGGUCAUCGUCUUUACUACCAAGCGUAUCUACAAACACACUCCCCCGGCUGGCUCUAUCUUUGUGAGGGUUAGUCAAGUCUUUUAUCUUGCCAUUCAAAACAGGUUCAACUUUGAAGCCACCAAACCCUCUUAUCCCGACACAAAAGGUAAGGUUGCACUUAAAAACAAUUGGGAUGAUUUAUUUAUUGAUGAAUUUCUUCGUGCUUUGCGUGCAUGCAAAACCUUCCUUUUUUACCCUUUCUAUUGGGUUUGUUAUAACCAAAUGACAAAUAACUUAAUUUCUCAAGCCGCUCAGAUGGAUACUGGAAAUGUUUCAAACGACAUUUUCCAAGUCUUUGACUCUAUUGCUAUCAUUAUCUUUGUUCCUAUUUGCGAUUACGGAUUAUACGCUCUUUUGCGUCGUCUUCGUAUUAAUUUCCGUCCUGUUGCUCGUAUUAGCGUAGGUUUCAUGUUUGCUACUGCUGGCAUGAUUUAUGCAUCCGUCUUACAGUCUAAGAUUUAUAAAACUGGCCCUUGCUACAGCCAUUUCACUGACACAUGUACUUACAACCACAUUAACGUGUGGAUUCAAAUUCCUGCUUAUGUCUUAAUUGCAUUCUCUGAAAUUUUUGCAGUUAUUACUGGUUACGAAUAUGCUUAUACGAAGGCUCCUGCUUCCAUGAAAUCUUUUAUUUCUUCUUUGUUUUUGUUAACCACCGCUUUUGGUUCCAUUUUGUCUAUUUGUAUCUCCUCUACUGCUGUGGAUCCCAAGCUUACUUGGAUGUAUGCUGGUAUUGCUAUCACUGCCUUUAUUACCGGUAUUGCAUUUUUCGUGUGCUUCCACCAUUACGAUAACAUGGAAGAGGAUGAAAAGAAACUUGAGUAUGCUCGUGAUAUGCAGAACCGUAAACAAGCUGUUGCUGAUGAGGUUGCGAAAAGCUAUUCUUUUGAAAAAGCACCUACAGAAGGUAACCCUCAUGAUCUUGAGACUUUCGCAGCUGUUGAAGAAUCUCUGAGGGCUUAA
Schizosaccharomyces octosporus yFS286 is the source of this 1872-nucleotide messenger RNA. Its product is annotated as PTR family peptide transporter. Lineage: Eukaryota; Fungi; Ascomycota; Schizosaccharomycetes; Schizosaccharomycetales; Schizosaccharomycetaceae. Gene Ontology annotation, biological process: transmembrane transport; oligopeptide transport. The record is from RefSeq and is a predicted model, not a curated record. The transcript has a single exon. The coding region runs from base 1 to 1872 and encodes 623 amino acids. Gene Ontology annotation, cellular component: plasma membrane; fungal-type vacuole. Gene Ontology annotation, molecular function: tripeptide transmembrane transporter activity; dipeptide transmembrane transporter activity.